CUACGAAUAUCCUCAUCAUCUCGAUCCCAUCGAUCUCUGUCCAGAUUAUUAUUAUUAUACAAUUCCAUUCCCUCCUCCAUUUUCAAUUCUUCAUCAUCGUCAUCAUAUCACCACCACUACUCCACCAUGAGGAUGAUAGACUUGGGAAGCCAAACCCUUCAAAUCAUGGACACCGCGACGAGCGUGGACUGCGCGCGCCAAGUCAGGUUCCCACGCCGCUCCUUGCGCGCGCUCGUCGAGUGCAUCGUCCCUGCCUGCUGCGGCUUCCAGCAGACGACUUUCGACGACUCCUCCCUCUCCUCCUUCUCCUCCUCCCCAUCCUCCGACGCAGCCACCACCAGUACCAGUGGCCGUGAGCCCACGCGGCUGACGGGAACCUUCUUCGGGUACAGGAAAGGCCGCGUCAGCUUCUGCCUUCAAGAGCACAGCCGUAGCUCCCCAAUGAUGCUGCUAGAGUUCGCCGUCCCAACGGCGUAUCUGGCCAGAGAGAUGCAGUACGGGCUGCUCAGAAUCGCCCUCGAGUGCUGCCAUCGUAGUGAUAAUAAUAACAAAUGCUCUCUGUUUCGUGUUCCUGUGUGGACCAUGUACUGUAAUGGGAGAAAGGUGGGGUUCGCCAUAGCCAAACAGCUCAGCCUCUCCGACGUGGCGGUGCUGAACCACAUGCAGUCGGUGUCCGUUGGCGCCGGAGUGCUUCCCGACGGAGAUUUGAUGUAUAUGAGAGCUGGGUUCGAGAGAGUGAUUGGAUCUCCGGAUUCGGAGUCGUUUCAUAUGAUCAACCCCACCGGGUCUAGCUCGGCUCAGCAACUCAGUAUCUUCUUGCUCAGAUCAUCAUGAUGUGUGCGCACGCACUUACGCUAAACCAAACCAGGCAAACAUAUACGAUGAUGAUGUUGUUGAUGAUGAUGGUGAUCGAUGAUGAGUUCAUGAUCAUCAUGAUGACAGCGUUCGGCACGCGCGCGUGUCCUCGUUUCUCUUCGAUGUAAUCACAUGUUAUAUACAUUCUAUUUGUCGGGGAGUAGUCAACAUUAUAUGUAUACAUAUACAUAUAUAUAUAUAUGUAUAAUUACUAUUGUGUCGGAGGAUAUUUAUUAGGAAUAUUUGUAUUUACCAAUUAAGUACCAACUAGCAAUAUAGGUCUAGCUAGGGUUUUAUAUAUUGAGUUAUAUUGUUAUAUAUAUGACCAAUAGAUCAUUGUUCAAUAUUAAUUAUUAUUGUUCAUUUCUUAA
Molecule: messenger RNA, 1226 nt
Organism: Humulus lupulus (European hop)
Lineage: Eukaryota; Viridiplantae; Streptophyta; Magnoliopsida; Rosales; Cannabaceae
Product: protein MIZU-KUSSEI 1-like
Exons: 1
Coding region: 127-834 (235 amino acids)
Biological process (GO): hydrotropism
Source: RefSeq, a predicted model, not a curated record